AUGAUCGCGGGACGGACUACGGAAUGCCUCAGCUUUGUCUGCUGUGCGCUUCCAUCUCGCGCUAUUAAGAGUACUUUGAACUGGGAUAUCGCACGCAAGUUCUGGUUCUCCUUUCUUUUCAUCGCCGUUGUCUGCGCCAAAAUCCUCCAUAUCUACGCCCAUUGGGAUUCAGUACCUCUCAAGAAACUCAUUCUAUGGGGACCUACAUUCUUUCUUCAGGACUUCUUUUUCUUACUCGCUGGUUAUGCUUUGACUCAGAACUUCAAAUGGAUGGCCGCUCGAAUUUUGGCGGGUCUGGUUGUGGUGGUGACCAGUCUUACCCUCUCCAUAAUGGCCGCUGCGAAUACCUCUUUCUACUUCCUAACCGGUGCAGAGAUCCAUUGGCGCCAAGCGGGCUCUGUGAACCGCGAUCCUGCAUCUAUCAACACGCUGCUGACAGGUCUUACUGGUCUGGUCAUUGUCGAAGCUAUCGUCCUUGUGGCAUCCAUUUUCGCCUCUCCCUAUCCUUAUAACGGCAUGGAAAAAAUGAUGAAUGUAUGGGGUCAAGCCUUGGGCGCAAUCUCUCGACCUGCACUUGCAGCAUCCAAGCCAGCGGUGGACGCCAUGAUUGACCGAUCUAGACCCCACGUUGAACGUUUGCUGAGUCGCACUUCGCGCGGCAGAGAAAUCUUCUCCAAGAUGAAAAUCUAUGAGCCGGUACCUCUUACUGACUAUGAUGAGGAGGACAAGAUCAUGUCCAAUUCCGCUCCACUACUCGACCAGCCGGAGCAAGCGAUUCAAACUCCAGAAAACCACCGCUGGAACCACAAGCAACUAAUCUUGGGUGCGCUCAUAAUUGCAGCUUCUCUUUUUGUCUUCAUCCUACGAUGCUUCCGUCCACAGAACGAAUCCUACAACUUCCUCUCCCAGACUAUCAUUCUGUCACCUUUUGUCGGUGUCAAUUCGGAGGAUAAGCUCCAGAGUAUCACUGGUGAACGUGAGCUGCGUGGAAAACUCACGGCGCUCACCACUCCGCCAAAGUUCGAUUGGUUACCCGAGGGCGAUUGGCCUGGUUUCCGAGACUGGGAGACUUCCUCUAAUGGCACAUCCCAAUACAAGCACUAUAACUCGACCGAAGAUCCACUGCACAUCUCCAAUCUGGAUCAAGAUGUGAUUGAACCACUCCGUGAAGUCCUCAAGAAUAAUGAGGUUAAGAUCAAGCACGUCCUAGUUUUCAAGAUGGAAAGCACCCGCUACGAUGUCUUCCCGCUCCGAAAGGGUUCCUACGUUCACGACCGCAUUCUUUCUUCUUACCAGGAUAAGAAGAUCCCCAAGGACGUGAAGAAGCGUCUCGCUAAUCUUACUCAUACCGCCGAACGUCUCACAGGAACUGAGUCUGGUUUCCACAAAAACGGAACAGUUAAGCCAUACGGUGGUAUCUACGCUUCCAAUUCGUACACUUCGGGAACAUUCACGUUAAAGAGUAUCGAGGGUACUACCUGCGGUCUUUCGCCACUGGUCAUGGACUUCAACCACGAGUACGAGCAUCACAUUUACCAGCCGUGUUUGCCUCAAAUUCUCGAUGUCCUCAGUGCCAAUACAAACGACAGCUCAAGCAGCGAUUUCACCAACUGGCCCUGGCACCCUCACUUCAUGCAGUCGAUUACCGAUUCCUACGACCACCAAGACCGCCUUCUCCCGGCUCUUGGAUUCGAACCCGAGAAUAUUUUGACUUUGGAGUCUAUCGAAAAGAAGCACUCCAAUGACUCCUCGUUUACCGAGAAGUUCAACUUCUGGGGCUACCCGGAUCACGACCUUGCUGAUUACUUCCGUGGUAUCAUUAACCAGGCCGAGGAGAAACAUGAGCGUCUUUUCGUCGAGCAUCUGACAGGUCUCACCCACCAGCCUUGGGAUACACCUGGAGGAAAGUACAAAGAGCUGAUCAGUUCCUCCUGGGGUGGAAAUAACGAUGACGUGAACAAAUACCUCAACACAAUCGGCAUCAAUGAUAAGUGGUUCGGCACGGUUCUGGACAUCCUUGAAGAGACCGGCGUUGCCAACGAGACCCUGGUCAUUAUGACUGGCGACCAUGGAAUCUCCCUUCUCGAGAACAACGGCAUCACUCCUUACGACAACCCCCACGUGGCUAAUUUCCACGUCCCACUCGUUAUCUCCAACCCUCGUCUUCCUCCUAUCGAGGUAAACUCCUCGGUAACAUCAAUUCAAAUUCUCCCAACAAUUCUCGACCUCCUCAAUGAAUCCGGCUCCCUCGACGAGCAAAGCGAACGCGCCAUCAAAGACCUCCUCCCAAUGUACGAAGGUCAAUCAAUCAUUCGACCAAUCAUCAACCAGACAGAAGAAACCCGAAACUGGCAGUUCAGCGUAAUGAACACCGGAGGCUCCAUGGUCGCCAUGCGCUCCGCCGGAGAACUCUACCGACUAAUCGUCCCACUCGUACCUGAGGUAGAGUGGCGAUUUACCAAUCUCGAAGUUGAUCCUCACGAAGAGAAACCGAUCAAGUCAUUUGAUCUCGAAACACUCCGAUCAGCAAUCGCCAUGAAAUAUGGUUCCGAGGCCGUGGGCUGGCUCAAUGAAGCUGCUCGGGCGGCUCAGUGGUGGGUUGCUGAUAAUUGGCGCCGAUAUGAAUACUCGCCAUCAUAA
Molecule: messenger RNA, 2640 nt
Organism: Penicillium malachiteum
Lineage: Eukaryota; Fungi; Ascomycota; Eurotiomycetes; Eurotiales; Aspergillaceae
Product: sulfatase domain protein
Exons: 4
Coding region: 1-2640 (879 amino acids)
Source: RefSeq, a predicted model, not a curated record